Actinia tenebrosa (Australian red waratah sea anemone) is the source of this 897-nucleotide messenger RNA. Its product is annotated as GTP-binding protein A-like. The record is from RefSeq and is a predicted model, not a curated record. Lineage: Eukaryota; Metazoa; Cnidaria; Anthozoa; Actiniaria; Actiniidae. Gene Ontology annotation, molecular function: GTP binding.
AUGGCAGUGAAUGCAGUCAAUCUUGCUUUCAUUUCCUUGGAGCUGCUCAGUUUUGAAACUGCACAUUUGCCAUCGUUGAGACAUGAUAAUCAAUGCUCAUCCACCGAUAUACAGGAUGUCGUUGUAGAGUUUAAAAAGUGGUUCUUUGACGACUGUCCCCAAACCUUAAACCUGCUGAUCACUGGUAAAACUGGGGUAGGGAAAUCUCGUCUUGUUAAUGCUCUCGUUGGUAAAAAGGUCGCUAAAGAAGGCCGAGCACUAGAUCCCUGUACGUCUGAGGUAACGUCUUACAAAGUAGUUAUCAAAGGGGUUGCAGUCACUGUGUGGGAUUCUCCUGGAUUACAAGACGGAACGAGUAAUGAAGACCAGUACAUAGAAGACAUGAAGAAAAAGAUAAAAGAUGUGGCUUUGAUAAUCUACUGUGUCAGGAUGGACGACACUCGAUUCUAUGAUGAAGACAAGAAAGCCAUUCGAAUACUGACAGAGGAGUUUGGGAAGGACCUGUGGGUUAAUGCUGUAGUGGCUCUGACGUUUGCGAACAAGGUUGAAGACCCUGAUGAGGAGAACGAUUUGGAAAAUUUUCGGUUUCAAUUUCGGGAGUGGAAAAAGCAGUUGAAAGAUUAUUUUGCAGCUGUUGGGCUCAACCCUGAAACAAGCAGAUUGAUUCCAAUAAUUCCUGUGGGAAACAAGGUAAAGUCUAUGCGUCUACCUGAUCGAGAAAACUGGCUUUCUGCUCUGUGGAUCGAAUGUUGCCUAAUCCUGAAGCUUUGUCCAGUAAGUUUGAUAGGUUUUUGUUACACCUGUGAUCGCGGUUUUUAUUGCCCUAAAUGGAGACAGUGAUUUUUCUAACGGCUAAUUACAAUUUAUUUAUUUUAAUCUUAAUUUAAAUCUUUAUUA